Penicillium lagena is the source of this 2508-nucleotide messenger RNA. Its product is annotated as putative proline--tRNA ligase AIM10. NCBI's taxonomy places the organism in Eukaryota, Fungi, Ascomycota, Eurotiomycetes, Eurotiales, Aspergillaceae. The coding region runs from base 1 to 2508 and encodes 835 amino acids. Gene Ontology annotation, biological process: prolyl-tRNA aminoacylation. Gene Ontology annotation, cellular component: cytoplasm; mitochondrion. The record is from RefSeq and is a predicted model, not a curated record. Gene Ontology annotation, molecular function: ATP binding; proline-tRNA ligase activity. The transcript has 11 exons.
AUGCAACACUUCUUCUCUUCUUUUGCUUUGCACAAUUGGUUUGUAGACGAUUAUUCCUUUCUCGAUGUCCGCUGGGCUUCGUCCCUCUCUCACAUCGAGACGAUGGCUGGUUAUGACGGCCGAAGCCGAGCGUCGAAUUUCUGGAUUCCCACAGGGGGCAUCAAGAAGCAGUCAGCCGAUGGUGGAAAGGAGGAUGCAAACGAUCUUUUGAUUCGAGGUGGCUUCUUGCGCCAAGCCUACUCGGGAAUCUUCCAUCUUCUACCUCUAGGGUUGCGCGUGCAGGAGAAGGUCGAGCGUCUCAUCGAUAGGCAUAUGCGCUCAUUGGGUGCAUCAAAAGUAUCCUUGUCGUCAUUAUCAUCGCAGGAGCUAUGGGAGCAAUCUGGCCGCCUGAAGGAGGGCUCUGAGUUAUUCCGGUUCAAUGACAGGAGAGAUACACGCUUUCUCCUCGCGCCAACACACGAGGAAGAGAUCACAAGUCUCGUGGGGAGCCUGACAACGUCGUACAAGAGCCUCCCGCUACGAGUAUAUCAAAUAUCGAGAAAAUAUAGAGACGAGCCUCGCCCAAGACAGGGACUUCUUCGUGGGCGAGAGUUCGUCAUGAAAGACCUCUACACAUUCGACUACAACGUGCCAGAGGCACUCAAGACCUACGAGUCGGUCAAAACCGCCUACAUGAAUAUGUUCAAUGAGCUGAAGAUCCCAUACCUUGUUGCGGCGGCUGAUUCGGGCAACAUGGGCGGCAGUCUGAGCCACGAGUUCCAUUUUCUCAGCUCUAAGGGCGAAGAUCAGGUGGUGAGCUGUUCUCACUGCGACCAUGUGUAUAACGAGGAGGUUGCAGACGGUAAAACGCACAUUUUCCAUGAAUCCGAGUCCUCUGAGCCUGGCUUCCAGACCGAUGAGGAUACACCUGUCGCAGGUGGACCAACCAUUUCAACUGGCAUGUGGUCGGCCAUCUCUCAUGACGGGAACACCCUGCUUCGAGGCUGGUACCCCAAAUUCUCAAUGCAGAAUAAUUCCUCAGAACCCGUGGAGCGACAGGUCAACUCUCACGCUGUCAAGGCGAUUGCCACCGCGGCCGGAGUCGAUCUGGAUCUCAGCGUGGAGAAUCCGGUGCACAAGUGGACUGCUCACGCUCAGUCCCAUAAGUCUGCUACCCAGAAACCACGCGUGCUGGACGUAUAUGACUCGCAAGUGCGGGUAUAUCAGCGUCCACCACUCAGCGAUCUCCUCCAGGAAGCCGGCUGCACGGCUGCUGAUAUUGAAUACUCGAUGCUGGACCGAUUCCCCGGCACCGACAACAAGCUCAGCCUGGUCCGGGUACAUGAUGGGGACAAGUGCUCGCAUUGUGCACAUGGGUCAUUGACGAGCCACGCCGCCGUCGAAAUGGGCCACACAUUCCAUCUGGGGACACGGUACAGCGAGGUGCUUCAUGCGUCCGUGACCGUGAACCCGGCUGUGCUGGAGGGAUCCCCAGAGUCUGGAGCCCGCCCGUCUGCGACGGAGCAGAUCGUGCCGAUGCAAAUGGGUUGCCACGGCAUUGGAGUUUCGCGCAUGAUUUCAGCGGUAGCAGACCGUCUUGCAGAUUCAAAAGGCCUCAACUGGCCCCGUGCAAUGGCACCGUACGAGGUCGUGGUCAUCCCGGGUAAAGGACUGGAUGCUGUCGCAGACCAGGUGUACGACUGCCUGACGUCUCCGUCGUCGGCCCCGGUGGAUGCCAUCCUCGAUGACCGGGAUAAGAGCAUGGGCUGGAAAUUGGGCGAUGCCGAUCUGAUUGGGUAUCCAGUCAUUGUAGUUGUUGGCAACGGAUGGAAGAAGCAGCAGACGCUGGAGGUGCAGUGCCGGCGACUGAACCUGCGUGAAGACGUGCCAUUGGACCGGCUAUCGGAGUUUGUGCAGUCACUUCUGGCGCAGAUUGCGUGGCAUUUCUAUCCUCGCUCCACUCACCGCCACACAACCCUAUUGCCACUACUUCCACUGUCCAUUGCGGGACGAUCUGCUUCAGACCUCCCCGCGACAAUUCCACACCACACCCCGGUGAUGCUCAACCUCGCCUCCCUCUCCGUCCCACAACUUCGCUCCCUCCAAACACGCCUUACCUCCGAACUGGAACACCUCACCUCGUCGCACGCCAAGCUGCGCGCCGCCCAGGCCAAGUUCCGCGACUGUGUGCGCUCGAUCAACGACGGCGUCGUCGGGUCUGCGAAUAAGGGGACGGCAGGUCGUGAGGAGAUUCUUGUCCCGCUGACGAGCUCGCUGUAUGUGAAGGGGACGCUGGCGGAUCGGGAGAAGGUGCUUGUGGAUGUUGGGACAGGGUUUUAUGUUGAGAAGACACCUGCCAAGGCUACUGCGUUCUAUGAGGAGAAGGUCAAGGGACUGGAGGCCAAUUUGCAGGAUCUGGAGAAGAUUGUGCAGGAGAAGAAUACCCAUCUGCGGGUCACGGAGGAGAUGCUGCGACAGAAGAUGCUCAGUGGGGAAGCGGCGCCAGCACAGGCAGCGGCCGCAGGCUAG